Molecule: messenger RNA, 1564 nt
Organism: Theobroma cacao (cacao)
Lineage: Eukaryota; Viridiplantae; Streptophyta; Magnoliopsida; Malvales; Malvaceae
Source: RefSeq, a predicted model, not a curated record
ACAUGUGAAUGGUGAUAUAUUUUAUUCAAUAUCCACUUGUCUGGUACAGGAAGGAUAGCUUUGUCACACACAGAGCCUUCUGUGAUGCAUUAACAGAGGAAAAUUACAAGCUGAACCAUAACCUUGCCGCCAGUGGGGGGAUUUUGCAAAGCCAAGCGCAAGAGCUGUUCACUUCAUCAAUGCCCAGUUCUGAUUCAUGCUCCAAUGCCAACACAAUGAUGAAUCUGUCGGUUUCUAAUGAGAAGAUGGACAAUUCACCGAGGCCAUUAUCUCUGAACCCAGCUGGAGUCAUGAUAUCCAGCAAUUUAGAUCCAAUUUUCAAUCCAAGAACAUCAUUGGCAUCUCCUCUAGCAAUUGGGUCCGCUUAUACAUCUGCCACAGCCUUGUUGCAGAAAGCUGCAGAAAUGGGUGCUAAGAUCAGUGAUAAUACAAUCGCCCCAAUACUCCUGAGAGGUUUUACCGGAUAUUCUACUGGCAGCAUGAACUCAGCUGGCUCUGCCCAGGAAGGUUCUUCCAUGGUAGGUAGUAACAUAGCAACAAAUGCGGCGAGCACCAAUGGUUUGUUCGUGGGAGACGAAACAUAUGACAAAAACUUGGAGGCAGGGGAUUUAAGAUGUCACCAUACUGUUGCUCCAACUGCAUUGUUCGAAUCUCAUUCUAUGGACUCAGAGAAUGGGAGCGCUGCAAAUCUGUUGGGAGAAGCGUACAUGAGAGGAGGUGAAAAAAUGACAGUAGAUUUCUUAGGUGUGGAGCCUGCAGGGCAUCAGAGCAUCGCCAAGAAAAGAAGCUAUGACGGUAACAUAAUGAACUUGGAGUACUCCAAUGCGCAGCAAAGCCCGAACAAUUUGCGUUCAAACUGGUGAACUACUGAACUAAUUCUAGUCUGAAGGUUAUUAGUGACGUUGUAAUAAUUACACCGCCUUUGCCAGAAAGAGCGAACUGUUCCCCUUUCAUUUUUGUUUAACAUAACCGGAAAGAAGCAACCAUGCUAAUCAGAUUUAGCAGUCGAGUGCAAUGAUGUAACUUGCAUUGUUGCUGCUAAUUUCUUUAUAACCGAUUAUCAUUUUCAGUGCAAUUCCUCCAUAAUCACAUGAUUUACAACUUUAUCAAUAAAAAUGAUGUUGGAAUUCACUAUUUUGUUUAAACAACUUGUUCCUAUUCGCAUCCUGAUCGACAGCACCUCCUAAUUCCUCACUGUAAACAAGAAUUUCUUAAGUAAAAAGUGACAAUUACAUAGGGCAACAGUAUCAAAAGUAAAAACCACCAUCCUUUGCAAACUACUUGUCAAAGAUAAACAACCAACAAGAAAAGAAUGGACCUGGAAGACUUAAUUCAAGUCAGUCACCCUUGCCAUGAUCCAUGACCAUUUCACUCCGAAAAGAAAUCCUUUCUAUAAACUCAUUUUCAGGAAACUCUGGAAACAAUUACUGAUAUCACCGACAUGAGACUUAAAGCAAGUUUCUGCGAAGGUGGGCUCAGGCCUAAAAAGUACAAGAAAAGUACGGAAACUAGCACAAUGUUCCAAGACCCUGCAGAAACAUGCCCCAAGGUCUAUCUACAAAUU